Messenger RNA from Stomoxys calcitrans (stable fly), 2999 nucleotides. RefSeq names its product transient receptor potential cation channel protein painless-like. NCBI's taxonomy places the organism in Eukaryota, Metazoa, Arthropoda, Insecta, Diptera, Muscidae. The record is from RefSeq and is a predicted model, not a curated record. Gene Ontology annotation, molecular function: protein binding. Bases 348 to 2885 code for a protein of 845 amino acids. The transcript is spliced from 3 exons.
UUGGUAUUUUUCGGAGGCCACCGUUGCGCAGAGGAUACCAUAUCCGACUAUGACUCCGAACGCUUGGGUUCAAAUCCCGGCCUGAACAUCAGAAAAAAUUUCAGAGGUGGUUUUUCCCUCUCUGAAAUGUUGGCAACAUUUGUGAGGCAUCCUGCCAUGUUAAAUCUUCUCUACCAAGUGUUGUCGCUAUGCGGCACGCCGUUCGGACUCGGCAUAAAAAAGGAGGUCCCUUAUCAUUGAGCUUAAACUUUAAUCGGACUGACUCAAUGAUAUGGGAGAAGCAUCCUCUGUUGCUUAAACGAGUGUUCAUGGGAAACUUCAAUUUGGGACGUAUGGGGUUUUGAGACAUGGAGCUACCUGAAAUUGUGAUAAACUCUCAGGAAUCAAUUGACUCGAGCGCAACGCAAUCAACUGAAUCAAAUGAAACGAAGGAAAACCGAUUGGCUUAUGCAUUUCGUAACAGAGACUUGGAUAAGUUCGCCCAAUACAUUUCAAUGGGAGAUGAUCCAGCGGAUAUGUAUGAUGAUCAGCUUUGUAUUUACCAUGCCAUACUAUCGACAGCUGGUAGUGCAGAAUAUGUGAGGAAAUGUCGAGAAUGUCCUGUGGUUUAUGAGGAUAAGUUGGCCAAAUGGUCAGUUUUAUAUGCGGCCAAAUCAAUGGAUGCCAAAAUUCUGAAACUAGUUUUGCCCAGUGCAUAUGUCAAUGAAAUAUGGUGCGAUUUUUCGGCAUUGCAUUAUUUAGCUGCCUACAGUACCUCUGACAAUGCCAACAGUGUUGUAGAGUGCAUGGACCUGUUGCUACAGCAUUACGCCAUACCGAUUUAUGCCGAUGUUAACAAUGAUACCCCAUUGUCAUGCGCAAUGAAAAACGUCUACCUCGACUACAAAUCCAAACAGAAGAUUGUGCAGAAACUUCUCGAAAAGGAUCCCGUAAAAAAUUCAGCCCUUCGGUCAGAGUUAUUGAGUGAAUUCAAAGACUUGCAAUUCCCUGCUGCUGACAUGGAAUUGUCAUACGAUGUGCCACCUUCAAAGUCAUGCUGCACACGCGGCGACUGCUGUAUGGGUGAGAAAAACGAGAAAUUUUUUCUGGCUAUCAAGAACCAUCACAAGAAGUGUUUUGAUCGGCUACUGGAGGAAGGUGCCAACUACAUAGAGGCGGGCUACUCCAAUAUCCGGCCACUGGUGUAUGCUCUAAUCUGCAUCAAUAGUUAUGCGCUACGCAUUCUUUUGGCCAAAGACGAUGUUGCAGAGUUUGAUCCACAUUUCGAUGUAUUUAUGAAUUUAGUAUUUUGCUAUGAGAGAAGCACGCACAUUGAAAUUUCAGACUUUGGGAAAUGUUUGGAUGUACUUCUGAAAUACCAAUGCCUGGACAUAAAUGAUACGGACAUGGAUGGCCGCACCAUAGUGCACUUAUCAUCACAUCUCUCUGAUGAGUGUGUGCUGGAGAUUUUGAAAAGGGGUAGCUUGUUGGCCAUCAAAACGUAUGACGGUGAACUUGCCAUUAGCAAUAUCAGACCGAAUGUUCUAAAUGCCUUCUUUGAUAGUCUCAUAAUCAGGGAAAACGAUACGGGUUCUUGGAAAAUUACCAUGGACUAUUCCAAUUUCUACUAUCGUCCCACAGGCGUUGCGAAUGCCAAUGCGGACGCGAAUUUUGCCACACAAAUGGAAAUUGUCAAGGCCAUAGCAGAGACGGAGACGAAUAAAAAAUUGUUGGAACACCCGCUUAUAACAGUUUUUUUGGAUCUAAAAUGGAGACAACUCAGUGGCCUGUUCUAUCUAAACUUCUGGCUGUAUAUAUUCUUUGUCUGUGCCUGCGUUCCCUAUAUUCUCUUAAAGUUGGGUAACUACGAAAAAUGGUCACAGAUCUUCUGUGGUCUCACCGCUUUGGGUGUCAGCUAUUUGGUAGUGAGAGAGUGCUUGCAGUUGAAAAUUAAUUUCCGAAAAUAUCUGCGUGAGCCAGUGAACUACAUGGAAUGGUUGCUGAUAGCCCUGGUCAUAGUGCUCUGCAUUAGGAACGACUUUGAGCGGUAUACGCUGAAUUUGAUAUGCUCGCUCACCAUAAUGUUGCUCACCAUUGAACUCUUUCAACUGUUGGGCUCCUUGCCCUUCAUGUCGCUGGCUUUGCGCAUGCACAUGUUCCAGAUGGUGUUGAAGAGCUUCCUCAAGAAUUUUCUACUCUACUCGAUUUUUGUGGCGGCCUUCAGUUUGUGUUUCUACAUCAUGAUUGGCCGAAGUGGCGAGGCCAGCGAGGGUUUGAAUGGAUUCACCAAUCCGCCCAAGGCAUUUCUCAAAUCCUUGGUCAUGAUGGUGGGAGAAUUGGAUGCAGGUGAACUGCAGCUUAAUGACUAUUUUACAACUGCACUAUUUUUGGGCUUCGUCUUUGUGGUGACCAUCGUUUUGUUCAAUUUGAUCAAUGGUUCUGCCAUUCAUGACAUUUUGGAAAUUGAAGAAGAUGCCAAAAUCAAUGAAGCUGAGCAGCGUGUGAAAUUAUUGACCGCCAACUAUGACAAUCUGAAUACAUGGAAAUUAAGCUCCUUUAAGCACUUUCAACCUAUGCAAUCUGAUGCAGAUGCUGAUGCUGAUGAUGUCAAUGUUGGCAAAUUAAUUCCCAAAUUUUUACGCCGCAUUUCAAUUUAUGCCAAUAAGGACAAAAAAUUUGUGGCAGAGCCCGAAUGGUGCAUGCAUACCAAUGAGGGCAAGAUUGUCUAUUUCCGCAGCAAAAAAGAAAGCGAAAAUAUUAUUCUAGAUCAUCAAACGAUUGAAAAUAUAAUGCAAAGAGUUAGUGAUCCCCACAAAACCGAGGAUGAUGUCAAGCAAAUGCGCAAAGAAUUGCAAAUGGUUAGAGAAAAGCUGAAGGAAAUUGCAGACACUUUGAAUGCCUGGUAGGAUAGUGGCAAAAUUUUAACAAACAAAAAUAGGUUGUAAGAAAACUUGAAAGAGGUAGUGAAAGCAAUAAAAAUUACUAGUCAAGAGUAAAAUUCGAAAAUCUAAAACAUUGAA